Centropristis striata (black sea bass) is the source of this 2933-nucleotide messenger RNA. Its product is annotated as gastrula zinc finger protein XlCGF48.2-like. The record is from RefSeq and is a predicted model, not a curated record. Gene Ontology annotation, cellular component: nucleus. Lineage: Eukaryota; Metazoa; Chordata; Actinopteri; Perciformes; Serranidae. The coding region runs from base 308 to 1549 and encodes 413 amino acids. The transcript has 4 exons.
GAAAAUGGGGAAAUACUUGGAGUCAAAAUUUGGUAAACUUUUAGUGUGUUUUUAAGUACAUCUGAUACUACUGUAAACCACUGAUAAACAUUUUGUUAGAUUUUAUAAUAGGGUUAAACCAUAUUUGCACCUGACUAUACAGAACAACCAGCAAAACAUAAAGUACAACUGCCCCUGUUUUCUGGGGAUUACGGUAACCAGCGUCAUGCUACCGGAAAGGCCAUUGUGUUGUCUCUUUUGUGAGCUAACCCAACGAUUGUGUAGCGCUUUUUCUACAACAUAAUUCUCAGCGGCAGCAAAGUGAAACAUGUCUACAGACAUGCCGCCGGGCAGUCUGAAUCUGGAGUCGCAGCUUUUGUCCAUAAUGGACGUGCUGGUGAAAGCAGCGGUGACAGAAAUCAGUCAGCUGUUCUCGGAGAGCUCGGCGUCUCUCCGCCUGCAUUUAACCCAGAGCCUGAAGGAAAACGAAGCCCUGAGGAUGAGGAUGAAGGUGAUGAGGAGCGAGCUCUUCUCCCUCAGGCUGCAGACCAGGACCAACCGGCCGGUCAGCCGCUUUUCCCCGAUCCGAAACAUCCCCAAACCACGGGCUAAACCACAAGUUGUCAUUAAGCCACCAGUCGCUCAAAAGACUGUCAGAGAAGCUCCUUCUAUUUCUCUCCAUUCAGAGAACAAGACUUCGUCCUCUGCUGCUCAGAUGGAGUCUGCAGAAGGGGAGACUCCAGAUGUGAUCCUGAUCAAAGAUGAAGAUGACGUCGGAGGAUGUGGGCCAGAAGUAGGUCAGGAUGACUUUGGAAACCACAGUACGCAGGCUGGUGUUUCUGCUGGGACUCAGAAUUUAGAGUCCUCCUGCCUGACAGAUGAUAAUGAGGAGCUGAAAAUCGUGUGUGUUCACGGAGGAGGAGAAGGGCCUCUGCAGGAGGAAAGUGACACUCUGUUCACUGCAGAUGAAAUCCAGGCGUUUAGCUCUCUGUCUCCUGACCAUAAUGUCACCCAUGACAGUCUCCGACAGAAUUUCACCACCAGAGGUAUGCAGGAAAACAGAAACAUUCAACUGGACCGAAAUCAUUCCUCCCAAAUGGCUUCAACAGCAUUAAAUUCUGCAAUUGCAACACAGAUAGUCGGAGCCGACGGUCAAGUGGGGCAUCCGAGUCACGUCAGCCAGUUCACGCAGCAGCAGAACGUCUUCCCUCACAGCACCAACAAAUCCCUGGACUGCGGCUUCUGUGGCAAGCGCUUCCUCAGCCGCGAAGAUCUGAUCGUGCACCGGGCAACUCACACCGGGGAGCCGCCAGUUCUUUGCACCUUUUGCGGCAAGUCAUUCGUCAACAAGACCACACUGAGCAUCCACAUGCGCAUUCACACGGGGGAGAAGCCGUACGCUUGCAUGCAGUGUGGGAAACGCUUCACGCAGAACGGCAGCUUGAAGAUUCACCUGAGGACUCACUCUGGAGAGAAGCCGUACACCUGCAAUCAGUGCACCGCCAGCUUCAACAACCCCAGCAACCUGCGCAGGCACAUGAUCACACACAACACUAACGGCCUGCUCUGACCAUGAAACAUACAAAGGUUUAAAGACUUCACAUGGAAUUUUUUAUUUUUUUAAGCAUGUUACUUUUACUGACAUAGUGUGUGUUUGGGAAAUGUGAGUUUCCUGUAUUAGUAUCUCAUGUUCUUCUUCUUCUUUGUGUUUAUUGUUUCGCCCCUGCACAGGGAACGUUAUCUGGUACACCAGGGGUUUUCAAAGUCUGAGACUCCAAUAACCCAUUGAGGCCUAAAACGCCUGUAAAACCUCUGGGCGAUUUUAAAAUAAGCCCCUAAAACCUGAAGUUUUUCUGGAAAUUCAACAGAAGUGUCAACGCUUCUACUAAAUAAUAGAUUUUUCAGCCUCUGUAGCAGAUAGACAUGAAAUUCAAAAAGUAUUUGAGAGCUUAUACAAAUACUACAAAACGACAUAUCCGCUUUCCAGGCUUCAAUGGGAUAAGACAAAGCUUGGAAAAAGGCACCUCCUCACCUGCCCCUUAGUUUACUUGCUUGUUUAAGCUUAAGUCCUGAAUACCAGUGUGAUCAUAAUCAUGUUAUUUGGUUCCAGAAAUACUCAACAAUCAAGCUUGGAUAGUCCAAAAUUGCUGCUUGACUUGUAACUGUUAUAGGAGGAAAUCCUGUGCAGGUCAGAGAGAUGUGGAUGGCUGAGCACAUAACUGAUUUGGAUGUUAAAAUGAACAGAAACAUGAACAGUAAUAUUAGAAAGAAAAAACCUACAGGUAAUGAUGGGUGAUGCACAUAUGUUACAAUAUCAGUGUACUUUGUUAGAAAGUAAACAAUGAAUAAUAUCUGUAAUUCAGUUAAUUAAAUGAGUAACUAAUUCACAUGAGGGUCAUCCAGACAUCCAAUAUUGCCAUAAAGUAGUCCUGCUUUGAUUUAUUGUCAUGUUGGCAAAAUCCAGUUAUGAUAUGGUUUAUAUUGCCAUUUUUUAUUGGUAUAUAUUGCCAUUUUAUCGUAUUUUAUUGAUUCAAACAUUUAUUUAACUAAUAUAUUUAGCAGUAGGAUUCAAAAUCUAUUUUUCAAUAGAGUCUUGGCCAAGACAGCAGCAUAAAAAAGUUUCACAUAAAAACACAAACAGGCGUAAAAUAACACAGAAAAAAAAGUUUAAACAUAAAAGACACGAGACAAAUCUUUGGCUUGCUGUACAGUGAGCUUUAUACCUGGUAUAAGAAAAGAGACAUUUGCCCAUCUUUCAGUUAUUUGUUUGUUAAAUUUCAAAAGCAAACUACCUCCACUGUUGUCUCUGUUGCAGCUCUCUUUUACUCUUUUUGUAUUUCCCAUAUAGUUUCAGACUGGACAAUAAUCAUUUUUUAUGUGAAUUCUGUCUGUGGAUUUGUAAUCUGGGUAUGCAAUUAUGAAUAAAAAUUGAUUUUUAAAAAAACAGUUUAAAA